Armigeres subalbatus is the source of this 11098-nucleotide messenger RNA. RefSeq names its product talin-2 (gene rhea). Gene Ontology annotation, molecular function: actin filament binding; structural constituent of cytoskeleton; integrin binding. Lineage: Eukaryota; Metazoa; Arthropoda; Insecta; Diptera; Culicidae. The coding region runs from base 988 to 9606 and encodes 2872 amino acids. The record is from RefSeq and is a predicted model, not a curated record. The transcript is spliced from 12 exons. Gene Ontology annotation, cellular component: cytoskeleton; ruffle; focal adhesion. Gene Ontology annotation, biological process: cell-cell adhesion.
AUUCUAAUUUAUCCCUGAAUCCUGUGUGCGCGGUUCAGGGUUUCCGUCCGAUGGCAGAGAAGUCCUUCACAUUCAGAAGCCAAGUUCAAAGCGCAUUUUGUGUGAUUAGAGCAGUGCCAAGUGACCGGGAACCGAGGCCAGGACCCAGAGCUAUAAUUGUGAAUAGUUGAAUUGUGUUGUGUGUACUUAGGAGGAGGACACAUUCUCCUGCAUUAUCACCGCAAGUGCCCCAUAGUUAGUCGUUUUAGCGCAAUGUUCGUUCUGCUAUCUGUUUGUUACAGCCCCAGUUGCAAAGCGAAAAGCUAGUUGAACUUUGUUGAACUCUCUACGUACGAACAAAAAAAAAAGGAAAACGGCCUCAAGUGUACUUAAAUGUUAAAUACCGCUGUUGAAAGCUGAUUGUUAUACACAGAAGAAAUUUUCCUUCCCGAAUGUAAUGUUUGUUGAUGUUUUUCCCCGUUUAUUCUGCGCCAGAGCACCCUUCGCCCGAAUGUUCCACGUUUUCGGUGGCGACGGAAGCGGUGCGUAACUUUACACAUUGUUAACCCGAAUAUAUGUAAUAAAUACUGCAGAGUGCCUUCUGUUACCCGCGUACCAGACCAGACAGAUACGUACUACGUACCCUUUCUGAAUACUGUUGGCUGGGAGAGGUACACGGUAAUAAAUAUGUAGGGUAAUGUGCCUUCUUAUGCUAAGAAAAAAGAAACUGGAGAAAGAGCUUUGCGGCCAAAAUUGACAGCCGGAACAGAGCAAUAAAUAACUCGUAAGGGAAACGUCGUCACCGCCGUACGGCCUCCUCACGCACGUGACUUUACGCUGAUCCUGCAUCUUGGGUGGACAACGCUAAACGAAUGAUGGCGAGGAUGAUGGCGGGAUUUUUCCAGGAAAUUGCUUCGAGUGCCCUUGCCGUGCCACUCACGGACCGUCGCCGUCUGCCGUUGUCAGCAGCAGCAGCAGCCGCUGCCACCGCAGCAACAUCAAAGCACCAUGUCGACUCUGUCGCUACGAAUCAGCUUGGAGGGCGGGCGAGUCACAAAGACGAUCCAGUUCGACCCAAACACGACCGUGUUCGAUGCCUGCCGCAUCAUCAAGGACAAAUUCGCCGAAGCGGUGCAGGGAAAUGCACAGGAAUUCGGUCUGUUUCUGGCGGAUGAGGACACCCGGCAGGGCGUCUGGUUGGAACCGGCGCGAAACCUUGGCUACUAUCUGUUGAGAAACCACGAUGUGCUGGAGUACAGGAGGAAGCACCGAAACCUUCGGGUGCGGAUGUUGGACGGAGCUCUCAAGACGAUUUUGGUAGAUGAUUCCCAGCCUGUUUCGCAACUGAUGGUGGUUAUUUGUACCAAAAUUGGUAUCACGAACCAUGAAGAAUAUGGUCUCGUUCGUGAAGACCCGGAAUCGCAGAACGAAAAUCUUCCGGAUAAUAAGUCCAACAUGGGCACGUUGACACUGCGCCGUAAGUUCGCUGAUCGUGACCGUGACGCUAAGAUGGAAAGCUUGAGAAAGAAACUGCGAACGGAUGACGAAAUCCAUUGGGUCGAUGUAGGAAAAACGCUUCGAGAGCAAGGAAUUGACGAAUCGGAAACGGUGCUGUUGAGGCGAAAGUUCUUCUACUCGGAUCAGAACAUCGAUUCGCGGGACCCGGUGCAGCUUAAUCUGCUUUAUGUUCAAGCUCGGGAUGCCAUCCUGGACGGCACUCAUCCGGUAACUCAGGAGAAGGCAUGCGAGUUCGCCGGUAUUCAGGUGCACAUUCAGUUUGGUGAUUACAACGAGUCCAAGCACAAACCGGGAUUUUUGGACCUUCGAGAGUUUCUGCCCGGUCCAUACGCUCGCGUCAAGAGCAUCGAGAAGAAAGUUUUCGCAGAACACCGCCAGCAUCAAGGCCUGACCGAUCUGGAUGCCAAGUACCUCUACACGAAAACGGCUCGCGAACUACCUACUUACGGAGUCACCUUCUUCCUGGUUAAGGAGAAAAUGACCGGUAAGAACAAGUUGGUGCCCCGUCUACUCGGCGUAACCAAAAGCUCUGUCCUGCGGCUGGAUGAAACAACGAAGGAAAUCUUGAAAACGUGGCCGCUGACUACGGUACGACGUUGGGGUGCUUCGCCCAAUACGUUCACGUUGGACUUUGGCGACUAUGCCGAUCAGUACUACUCGGUGCAAACGACGGAAGCCGAACAGAUAGUGCAGUUGAUUGCCGGCUAUAUCGAUAUCAUCCUGAAGAAGAAACAGGCCAAGGAUCAUUUUGGAAUUGAGGGCGACGAAGGAUCAACCAUGGUGGAAGAGAGUGUGGCACCGUCGAAGGCCACAUUUUUGCAACAUGAAGAAACGACCCCCUCCGGUAAAGUGGAAACGCAGUCCAUUGCGAAACCGGCCAUCAUGCGCGGUUAUGACGGCGAACGUCCCUAUGGCACUGGCGAGAUGCAAUCGAUGCAAUACGGAGCCAUCGUAGGGCAGGUCAAUCUGGCUCAUCAACCUCCAAUGUUGCAACAAACACGCAUCAGUACGGUUCUGUCGGAACCACAGAGAGCCCUUGUCGGAUACAUCUCCGCCGGUCAGGAUGCCAUCAAUAAAGCUGAAAAAGAUCUGGAGAGCAAGGCACAACUACCUCCGCUCGGAACGGACCCUGGAUCGCUACAGUGGCGCGAAGAAACCUUGGACACCUCCAAGCAAACCGUCACCACUCAUCUGGCGACGAUGAACGCAGCCACGGCCCAGGUUGUGACCGCCUCACAACCGGACGAAAUCGAUCACGAUGCCGUCGGGGCUGCCGUUUCGCAGAUCACCCAGAGCAUCCCGGAGGUCACCAAGGAAGUCCGGCUGAUCGCUGCCCUGAUGGACGAUGAUUGUACGGGCGAUAAGCUGCUGGAAGCAACCAGGAAACUAUGCUCGGCGUUCAGUGACUUGUUGAAAUCGGCCGAGCCGGAAAGCAAAGAACCACGACAGAAUUUGUUGAAUGCUGCUAGCCGUGUUGGCGAAGCCAGUGGACAGGUGCUCAGCAGCAUGGGCGAAGAAAGCAUUGAAAGCCGUGAGUUGCAUGAUAUGUUGCUCGGCCUAGCAAAGGCGGUUGCCAAUACAACAGCAGCCUUGGUGUUGAAGGCCAAAUCGAUUGCAGCCGUCACUGAAGACGAAGCUACACGAAAUAAAGUUAUUGCUGCCGCCAGUCAGUGCGCUUUGGCCACCAGUCAGCUGGUUGCAUGCGCUCGCGUCGUUGCGCCAACGAUUCAGAGUCCAGCUUGUCGUGAACAACUGGAAUCAGCUGCCCGCGAAGUGGCAAAAGCUGUGGCCAACCUUGUUGAAGUUUGCAAUGAGGCCACCGAUAAUCAACAGCUACGCGGUGACCUCAUGAGUGCCGCUAAGGACGUGUCCAAGACAUUGGCCGAACUUCUCGAACACAUUAAGCUGAGUUCACGUGAAAAGGCUCGUCGCGUCGAUGACAACCCUGUCGAAGAAGUUUUGGUUGCCACGGAUAUUCUUGUUUCUGCUUCAGACCCACAGGAAAUGAUUCGCCAAGCGCAACAACUGGGCAAAGCUACUGCUAUGCUGAUUCAGAGCAUCAAGGGUGAAGCCGAACGUCAAGAGGAUUCGAAUCUACAACGAAAACUGCUGGAAGCUGCCAAGCAGCUCGCCGAUGCCACCGCUAGAAUGGUAGAAGCAGCCCGAUUAUGCGCCGGUAACCCACACGACUCCGGUCAUCAAGAAUCACUUCGUAUCGCUGCGGAGGAACUUCGCGUGAUCACAACAACUACCGCCAACACCCCAGAAAUCAAACGCAGACUCAUCAAUCGUCUUGAACAGUGUUCCAAACAUGCAGCCGCAACUGCUACACAAUGCAUCACUGCAGCACAAAACGCUCUAAUCCACAGCAACGAUGUUCAAACCAAGGCGAUCCUACUGCAAGAUUGUCAAACCGUGGCAGAUCAAAUUCCACGUCUGGUCGCUGGAGUCAAAAACACCCUUUCCCGUCCGGACGAUCCCAAUGCUCAACUUGGUUUGAUCGAUGCUGCUGAAAUGUUCCUGGAACCAGGAGCACAGGUAGCCCAAUCAGCUCGAGACCUUCAACCGACCGUAAUGGAUUCGGCCGCUUCACAGCAAUUGUCCCGAUCUGCCUUGAACCUUAGUCACGCUAUUCAUGAUCUACGAUCGGCAGCACACCGUGCCAGGGAAGCCUGUGGAGGCAACGAGCUGGAUGCCGCCCUGGAAGCUGUGCGUAACUUGAGGAAUGUUCUGAAUGACACUCGCCGUGCAGGCCAAGAAGGCAACUUGCGCCCUCUUCCCGGUGAGACGGCGGACAGCUGCUUCAAACAACUAGCAGGAGCCAGCAACAACGUGGAAUCCUCCCUUUAUCAACUCAUGUCAGCUGUUCAGCAAGGUAACCGUACCUACGCUGGUGUGGCCGGAAGAGACACUGCCCUCGCACUUGGGGAAUACACCAAGAGUGUCCGUGGGGUGGUAGCGACAACCAAGAACCCCGGAGUUGUCGACUGCGCUGAUCAGGUGAUUCUUGAUUCGAUUCUGGUGAUCGAAGAAGCACAGAAAACGCUGCAAAACCUAGACAAUCAAGACCAACUGGUUCAGGUAAUGAAGCGGACCAAAGGCUCACUGGGUAGAACCAUCGACUGCUUCCCGGGUGUGAAAGAUAUAAACGAAGCCUAUGAAAACAUGGCAGAUCUGCGAGCUAUCCUGGAUACGGGUGAGUUCCCGCCUUCAACCCGCGCCUAUGGCCAACUGCAGAAUGAAUUGAAAAGCGCCGCUGAAACUUUGAACGUUGCUGGUGGUCAGGUCGCACACUCGUACGACAGCUCCAUCAAAUUGGCCAAUACCAGUCAAGAUUUCUAUCAUGCCUACAAAGAGCUUUUGACUGUCACAUUGGAAAUGGCUGGUCAAACCGUUGAGGAUCGAGCCCGCGAAGAGAUUGUCAACUCCUUGCGUGGUGUUUCCAAUCAGUCGGCAACCUUGCUGGGAACUGCCAAAUUUGUAGCUGGAGAUCCGGACAGGCCCAACGCCAAGAACGAACUGUCUUCGGCGGCUCGUAUGGUGACGGAGAGCAUCAAUCGCUUGGUAGAUGUGUGUACCCAAGCAGCUCCCGGACAGAAGGAAUGUGACAGUGCCAUUCGCAGCAUUGAAUCUUUGAGACCACUGCUGGAAUCCGCUCAAGAACCGUUGACUGAUCAAGGAUACUUUGAUUGCUUGGACACCGUUAUGGAAAAGUCGCGCACUCUGGGCGACGGAAUGACUGGAAUCGCCAACAAUGCCAAGCUGUCUAAGCAUGUUGAGUUCGGGCACUCUGUUGAUUCCGUGUCUGACUCGAUUCGCGGGUUGAUUGAAUCGGCGGCUCAAGCUGCUUACCUGGUCGGUAUUUCUAACCCUACGAGCGUUGGAGGUCGUCCUGGAUUGGUAGACCAGUCCCAAUUCGCUCGAGCGUCACAGGCAAUUCGUCAGAGUUGCGAAGUCUUGCGCGGUCCAGCCAGCUCGCAGCAGCAGGUCCUUUCGGCUGCUACCAUCAUUGCGAAGCACACUUCGGCUUUGUGUAACGCUUGUCGUAUUGCUAGUUCAACGACCAAUAAUCCGGUGGCUAGGCGUCAUUUCGUCCAGGCUGCGAAGGAGGUUGCCAAUUCGACGGCUGAUUUGGUUCGUGAGAUCAAGGCUUUGGAUAAGGAUUACAGCCCGGUAUCACGAGCUCGCUGCGCUGGAGCAACGGAACCUUUGUUGGAAGCGGUGUCUUCUCUGUGUCAAUUUGCCAACUCGCCAGAAUUUAUUUCGAUUCCGCCAAGAAUAUCCACGGAGGGAAGAAAGGCUCAGGAACCGAUCCUACAUGCUGGACGUGGAAUUUUGGAUGGCGCAGUAGAUAUGGUGAAGACGGCCAAGGUUUUGGCCAUGACUCCUACUGAUCCUCCGGUGUGGCAACAGUUGGCCAUUCAUAGCCGCAAUGUUUCCGAGAGUAUUAAAAAGUUAGCUUCCAGCAUUCGUGAGAAAGCUCCAGGACAGUUACAGUGCGAUCAAGUACUCGAAGUGUUGAAGGCCUGUUCGAGGGAUCUGAACUCAGCCGCAUUGGCAGUGGGUGUUGAUGGCCUUCCUCAGCGUAAAGAAAACAACUUGCAAGGUUUUACCAAUCAAUCUUUAAAUGCGGCAUCGGAACUGAUCGAUCGCUUGGAACCCAUCAAAUCAUCUGCGAAGAAAAACGCCGAAAGUUUGGGCCAUGCGGUGAAUCAAAUCGCCAAACAUAUUGUUCCUUUGACCAAUGGCGUGAUCGGAGCUUGCUCGCACGUGGUACAUUCUGGCCAACAAACGGUGCUCAUCGAUCAGGUUAAGUCCGUUGUAGAAUGUUGCUCCCAACUGGUUCAGGUUGCCAAGAACUCGGGAGGAAAUCCUCGUGCUUCUCAUCUCCAUCCCGAAUUAGAUGAAGCUGUUGAGUCUACCCGUGAAGCAAUUCAGGAACUCAACGCCACGGUAGAACGCCUCUCUACAGAAAACGGAGUGGUAACGGGAUUGAUGGAACAAAUUUCUCGUUCCAUGUCCCGCAUCACCGACAAACGUCAGUCGUUCUUAGGCGCUUCCAUCAAUGACACUUUUGUGGACUACCAGACUCGUAUGGUUCAAUCGGCUAAGGAAAUCGCCCGCUAUGCAAAUGAGAUCAACGCCAAGGCUGCAAUCGAUCCGUCAAAACUGGCUCAACUAUCCGUUGAAAUGACUCACCACUACACCCAACUGGCGCAGGACUCUAUCGGUGCUUCGGCUAUGACCACAUCACCGGACGUAGCCAUUCGCAUUCGUCAAUCGGUAACCGAUCUUGGAAGAUCCGUGAACGUUCUGAUCCAAUCGACAGCCGGUAUUCGUAAGGACGACAGCUCCGGAUUGGUGGAAAUCUCCCGCGGAGCUCGCGAUGUUUCGGAAAAGGUUUCGCAGGUGCUGGCUGCUCUUCAGGCUGGUUCCCGUGGAACACAGGCGUGCAUCAAUGCUUCCAGCACGGUGUCGGCCAUCAUCAGCGAUCUAGAUACGACCAUCAUGUUCGCAACGGCUGGAACACUUCACUCCGAGGAGGAGGGCAAGUUCUCCGAUCACCGUGAGCACAUUCUGAAGACCGCCAAGGCUCUGGUUGAGGACACCAAGAUUCUGGUGGCAGGAGCUGCCGGAACGCAGGAUCAGCUCGCGGCCGCUGCCCAGAAUGCUGUCGCAACUAUCUUGCAACUAGCGGAGGCGGUCAAGCACGGAGCGGCCUCACUCGGUUCCAACCAACCGGACUCGCAAGUGAUGGUGAUGAACGCGGUGAAAGAUGUCGCUGCAGCACUCGGUGAGCUAAUAAACGCUACUAAGCUUGCAUCUGGUAAACCCAUUAACGACCCGGCUAUGAAUGAUUUGAAAGAUAGCGCUAAGGUCAUGGUGAUGAACGUCACCUCAUUGCUGAAAACUGUUAAAGCCGUCGAAGAUGAACACACGCGGGGCACCCGCGCCAUGGAAGCUACCGUCGAUGCCAUUUCGCAGGAGAUCCGCUCGAUGCAGUUCGCACCGGACAUGCACCGGGCCAGCUUGCAGCAGCUUGCGAAGCCGGAGGAUCUGAUCAACGUCACCAAGCAUGUAACGGCGGCCACGGCAAAGGCCGUGUCUGCCGGGGCUUCGAACCUGCAGUCGGACAUUGCGGCCGCUGCCAAUCUGGGCCGCAAAACCAUCUCCGAUAUGCUGGCGGUGUGCAAGUCGGUCGCGUGGUCCUGCGCUGAGACCCAGGAGUUGAGACAGAGGACGCUGGAUGCCGGAACUGCGGUGGCUGUGGCGUAUAGGGAUUUGCUGGAAGGUGUACUGCAUCGGUGCACCGCGGACGAGAGAAUGCACCUCUCGCGACGAGUGGCCAAGUGUGUUACGGAUUUGGUGGGAAUGGCGCAACUGCUGAAAGGAUCCGAUUGGGUAGAUCCUGAAGAUCCAACGGUGAUCGCUGAAAAUGAGUUACUGGGAGCGGCCGCUUCGAUUGAAGCGGCUGCCAAAAAGCUGGCCAGCUUGCGACCGAGGCGACAAGCGGAAGUUAAGGAGACGGAUGAAAAUCUCAACUUUGAUGAGAUGAUCCUGGAAGCGGCCAAAGGUAUCAUGGCUGCUUCAUCGGCUUUGGUACGCGCAGCGAAUGCUGCUCAACGUGAACUGGUAGAUCAAGGAAAGGUUGCUCGUCGCCCGUUGACUUCUUCGGACGAUGGCCAGUGGUCCGAAGGGUUGAUUUCUGCCGCAAGACUCGUGGCAGCCGCCACUCAUAGUCUAGUGGAGGCUGCCCAACAUCUCGUUCAAGGAACAGGCACCGAAGAGAUGCUAAUUUCUACGGCUAAGCAAGUUGCCAGCUCCACCGCUCAGCUUCUGAUUGCUUGCAAGGUCAAAUCCGACCCCAAUUCGGAAACUGGAAGGCGACUUCAGGCAGCCGGCAAUGCUGUCAUUAAGUCCACUGACAAACUCGUCCAGGCCGCUCAGCAAGCCAUCGAAGGCGAAGAAGAGCACACGCUAAGGCUAAACAGAAACAUGGUCGACGGAAUGGCCCAGGAGAUCAACGCUCGCUCUGAAGUUCUUAUGGCCGAGCGUCAGCUAAUGGAGGCCCAAAACAAACUAGUUGCCAUUCGCCAUGCCAAGUAUCGCCAGAAGCUAGCUGGUGGCUUUACUACCGAUAGCAGCGAUGAAGGCGGUGUUCAGCCACCAACCUUCGGCGGCUACCAAACCCCUUCGCCAAAGCCACACACUUUGCCAAAACCAGGAGCUUAUUCGCCAGCCACACCAGCUUCCUCGACCGGUACGUUCCCACGCCAACCUCAACAACAACAACAGCAGCAGCAGCAGCAACAACAACAAUCCAACACUUCAACCUUCCAAAGAUCAACGCUUCUCACGGCCAACGCCGUCCCGAAACCAUACCAAUCAGAUUCGAUCAAAUCCCCAACGGCCCUUGUCUCACCUUCGAUAAUCAACCGAACUUACGAAACGACCCGAGUGGAGAACUCUAACCUUAGUGCGAGUAAAUUUAACCGGGCACAUUUAGAUGCCGCCGUACAGGACCUGCAGAACAAGGUUCAACCGUUGAGCUCGUUCCGAUCGUCACCAAACCAACAACAGCAGGCGGGUUACGGAACCGUUACGUCGAGUACUACCACGACAACUGGUGCGACCACGAAUGGCACGUCGGGACCGCAGAACUACGAAGGAUUUACCACGAGAUACGAAACCCGUGUCUUUCAAAAUGCCGCCAGUAACACUAACGCAGCCCCUAACAACAACCUAAUGAAUGUAGAGCAGCAGUUCGCUAAACUAAACCUUGAGAACCACGAUCAGCAGCAACAACAGCUACAGCAUCACCAAUACAUGCAACAACAGCAACACCACCAUCAACAGCAGUAUAGCGGCAGCAGCAGUAGUAACUUUAGUAACCAGCCACAGCUGCUGCAGCAGCAAUAUCGCACCAGCCCACUAAACAGCACUAGUAGCAACCAACUGCAAACAAGUAGUAGUCAUAGUAACAAUGGUACGAUUAAUCUACUCGACAGUACCAGCGCCACCAGCAGCACCAGCAAGCAGGUCAUCACUAAAAAGAUCCACAUGACUUCGUCGUCGACGGUCAAAUCUUCCAGCAGCGAUUGGAAAUAAUCGAGCCGAUACAGGUAAAUGUUGUUGUAAUGUUAAAUAUUUGUGGUUAGGACGGAUUCGAUUGUUGAAACUAACUCGUGUGUAUUAUAGCCGGGAAUGCCGUAUGAGGAAAACUGGCAACAUCUAUGGUUGAGGUUGCCAGUUUUCUUAAUAUUUGUAGCCUUCAAUUUUAGAAAGUGUAAACAUCCCAAAUGUGCCUGUUAUUUUUAUCGCAGAACAGAAAAAACGUUGAUAAGUGUUAGAAACGCGAAAUGUUUGUCCCAAAACGACUGUAGCUUCCGUUGCGUCGAAAAAAAAUGUUGUUAACUCGAGCCUUAAAUAUAGGAUUAAAAUGUAGUGCUCCUCUUAUGUUCUUCUUCGAAUUCAAGCAGCAAGCAGCUUCAUGAAUCGUUAUUAAUUUUUUGUUAAGUUCACAAAAAAGUGACUAACUUUUGGAAGGUAAGAUUAAAUUAAAAAUAGCCAAAACAUUUUUUUUAAGAGAGCAACUAUAUUCACAAAGUGCCACCAAAACGACUUUUAACUCACACGUUCAUACUAAAAUGCAUAUAUUUUUACGUGCACAUUCAGAUCCUUAAGCAAAUACGCAGAUUGAUCUAUUUUACUCAAAAAAGAAAACAGUAUUGCCAAUAAAAUUCGAGAAAUCACUAAUGUGCCUCUUCACCGUUGUGAGAGAUAAUAAUUGACACACAAGAUAACCAUUCAGAUGAGAGUAUACUUACUAUUUUCGUUAGAAACAAUUGCACAAGUAUAUAGCCGAGAAACACCGCUGUUUGCCUUUUAUACGAAAAGAAACGAAACUAUUUUGAUAAACUAACUUAAAAUAUUUGCCAAUCGCUAACCGAGUGCCAUUCUCUUCGUUUGCAUUUGUGGAUAUUUUCAUGAUUUGGGUUAUUGCGCAAUACGAAGAGAAACGAAUUUCAGUUUCAGUAGUUUUUUGUACCACAUUUUUACGACAAAAGUUUUAGAGUAGCGUUGACAGUUCUAGACGAUUCAAAAACCGUUCAGCAGGUUCAGCAAAACUUUUAGAAUGGUACGAUACGCACACAAGAAGCAGUCAAACCCUAGCAAUUGUAACGAUAUGCGGUUUAGGUGAACCAACUUUUCUAUAGUGACUUUGAAAUGAACGUUGAAAUAGCCAAUUUGUGACAUAGAGUAUAGUAAGCAGCCAGAAAUAAUAGCAUGUAGAUGAGCAAACUUUAACGAACAACAGAUAAUAACAGAUAGAAGCAGACGCCAAGUACAUAAGUAUUUUCUAAUUGAACUGUGAAAACAUUAUACAUUAAUAACAAACGAGAAUCGACGAAGCAAAACGAUGCUUCUGCGCUUGUUGCCUGCCGUGUAGUAAAAGCUGGUAAUUACGAAGAUUGAAGCUUGGAAUUAUCCGAACCGCGUACAGCGGGAAUGUCGGAUUUAGGCCAGAGCAAAAGCAAAGUUUGAAACGAUAGAUGGAAGAAACGAGUAAUUUUUAACCAAUAAAGUGCUUUUAAAUUCA